GCCUUUGCAGCAUUAACUAGAAGUAAAAUUAAGUUUAUCUUGAAAUUAGCGGGAGACAAUACAUAGCUAAUUCAAAAAAAAAAUAAAUAAAAAUGAAGACAAUUUUACUUUUUGCUGGACUCAUCUGCGCUUUUUGUCUAUUCACGAGCAUCAGUGCCGAGCCCGCUGAGUCUGCGAAUGAUGGUAUUUUGGAUACGGAUGAAGUGAAUCCAUUAAGAGCACAAUUGGAAGUGAAUCGCCCGGAGCAUUUGAGUCGCCAAAGGCGUUUUACUUGCGACGUACUCCAAAGCAAAGAAGCCUGUAUUUUCCAUUGCCUUUUACUUGGAAGACGUAGUGGUUACUGUAGCCGAGGUGGGGUAUGCAUUUGUCGCCUCUAAAACUAUGCUGUUUACUAAAACCGGCGAUUAGCUUAAGUUAGUUUUAAUUUGAAAUAUUCGUAUAUAUGUACCAUUGUAAAAAAAUAAAUUGAAUUAACCGUAAAUCU
Messenger RNA from Rhagoletis zephyria (snowberry fruit fly), 484 nucleotides. RefSeq names its product phormicin-like. The record is from RefSeq and is a predicted model, not a curated record. Gene Ontology annotation, biological process: defense response to bacterium; humoral immune response. Lineage: Eukaryota; Metazoa; Arthropoda; Insecta; Diptera; Tephritidae.